AUGAGGGCCGGCCAGGUACAGGAGUCAUCCGGUCCUCUGAGCCUAAAGAGUAAACAUUGGAGGGCUGCUGGAGCAGGACAAGAACCCGAGGGAGCAGCGCUGAAGGUUAAACAUGUAUCCAAAGACUUACAAAUCAUCUCCACCAAACACAAGACCCAUACGUACGGCGCGGUGAGCCCCUACGGCUGGCCGCAGAACUUUUCACAAGCUCCAGACCAGUAUCUGUACGGCACUCCGCCCAAAUCCAAGCCUCCUGCCAAAACCUCCACAAAGGCCAAGAAGAUCCUGGGCUGGGGGGAUUUCUACUUCAACGUGAAAACGGUGAAGUUCAGCCUACUGGUGACUGGCAAAAUCGUGGACCACAUCAAUGGGACGUUCAGCGUCUACUUCCGGCACAACUCCUCCCGCCUGGGGAACAUAUCCGUCAGCAUCGUCCCGCCAUCCAAAGCGGUGGGAUGGGAGGUUCUCGAUGGCGCGGCCGACAGCAGCGCCCCCAAUAAAAACUCUGUCCUGUUCCCAGAUCUGAGCCCCCCGUCGUCCACCAGCUCCGCUCCUUCUGAGCAUCAGAAAUAUCAGCGGGACGUGAUGAUGGUGACCGAGCUCAACUGCCGCAUCGAGUACCAGCGAACCAACCGGUCCAAGAAGACCAAGCCGUGCAUGUACGACCCAGGGCAGACCUGCUACUCAGAAAACACGCAGUCCCAGGCGGCGUGGAUCUGCGCCAAGCCCUUCAAGGUUAUAUGCAUCUUCAUCGCCUUCACCGGCACGGACUACAGGCUGGUGCAGAAGGUCUGUCCGGAUCACAACUUUCAGGCAGAGCAGAACCAGCAGCAUCUCGGAUGAGCAGAGACUCUGCAGCUGGAA
Messenger RNA from Poecilia reticulata (guppy), 864 nucleotides. Lineage: Eukaryota; Metazoa; Chordata; Actinopteri; Cyprinodontiformes; Poeciliidae. The record is from RefSeq and is a predicted model, not a curated record.